Messenger RNA from Schistosoma curassoni, 4239 nucleotides. The record is from the annotation of a GenBank genome assembly. Lineage: Eukaryota; Metazoa; Platyhelminthes; Trematoda; Strigeidida; Schistosomatidae.
UUCGGAGGUUAUAUCAAAGAGGUGACUGCAUUACUUUUAAGUUUCCGUGCUUAUUACCGACUGUGGAUGUUAAUAAUCGGAUAGUGCUUUGAGCUUAUUUAUAUUUAAAUCCCUCAGCAUCACCUAUUGUUAUGGAUUUUAAAGUAUUUAAACAUAGUAUCACUCAACUGUAAUUUAUCCUCCGCAAUGAUAAAUGAAAUAAAUUCCUAAAGUUUUCGCAGUUGCAUGUUCAACUAUGAAUUUAUUUUUAAUUACGUAAUUAUGGUUCGGAGUAGAUCAUCAAAAAAUUCGAAUUCAUCUAUAUAAUUAUACCUUUCUCUUGUUAACCUUUAAGUUUAUUCCAGUUAUUAUUUCUUUUAAGAGUUAUUACGCGGUUAUAUGCUUCCAUUCCUCCAAGCUAAUAAAGAUUUACGCACCAUGCAGUAGAGUUUGCUACGUAGUAAACGAAAUGAUGUGAUCUAUUUACUAAUAUGUUGUGCACUAACGGUUUUAUGAAAUAUCAUUUAGCAAUGGAAAUUGAUUAACAGUGAUAUAAUGAUGGACCUGGAUAUUUGAAUCAAUUCCAAUGUAGUCUCUAUGUGAGAGGUGGCAAGAUUUUCACAAAGAACUAUUAACUUUUAGGUUUGUAUUUGAUGCUUUUCGAUAACUUGUGUUGUGCUCGCUAAGUUGUGUAGAUAAAUCAUGUAUAUACGAACAGGCUAAAAACCUGGCGAUGGCAAACUCUUCUGCACCUGCCAAGGAAAUUUAUUAAGUCAGAAAAUAGUACCUGUCAAAUGAUUAAACUUUAAGAAUUUUCAACUAAAUCAGCUUAUUACCGAUACAACUGUGCUAAGGUAAUAAUUAAGAAUUUAAGAUUACUUUACCUAGCUUCUUUAACCUCUUCAUAUGCUUGAGAAACAACAGUUGUUGGCAAAAAAAUUACAAGGAGUUCUUUAAGAAAGCAGCUUUUGAUUAAAAACUACAAAAAUUAAGCUCGGCUUAAGUUGAAAAAUAUUUAAACUAGUAGACCUCACUCCAUGGUUAUUUUUUAGUUACUUUCUCCAAGAUCUGUAAUAACGUUCUGUACAAAUGUGGACAAACAGUCAAAAAGAUGUCCUAGAAAGUCAUUUGAACGGAUCUAGUGGACAAAACUUCGUAAAUAACAGCAGCAGUUUAAGCUCAUACGCAACGUCCAAUGAUUCUGAAUCGAGUCCAAUCCUUGAACCAAGGGACUCAAAGUUUGGUACUAAACUAUGGUUAUCAAAAACGGGCCUUAACUGUCCAAUUUGUCAGCAUGAUUUCUGCUUUAGCAUGCUUUUGUGUACUACUGGACAAGAACAAAAUAGCUUAACAGAAAACUCUAUGAAAGUAAUUCGUGAUUUGCAUUCUAGACUUCAUGGUGUUUCACUUGAAUGUACCGUUCUGAGGUCAGAACUUGAAGUCCUUUACAAAGCAUUCAAUUCAAAAUGUCAGGCAGUCAAGAUUUUAACGAAUAAUAAAUUUCAGUCAUCUGAUGAGAAUGGUCAAACGCGAAGUACUGUUUACGCUUCAACUGUUGAAUUGGAAAAGGAAAUAAACAAACUGAAAAUAGACCUUGAAUUAAGUAAAGGUGCUCUGUUAUCACAACAGCAGUCGUCUAAAGCAAAAGUUCAACAAUUAAAUAAUGAAAAUGGGAAUUUAAGAAGACAAUUGGAAAAUUUACAACUUAAAACUGGACAAUUAUUAGAAGAAAAUAUGCAUCUUCUACAGAAGAAUACAAUGUUAGUCUGUUCACCUACAUAUGAAGGAGUAGAAAAAUCACCUGAAAUAACCAAUUCAGAUAAAAGUACCAAGUUUUAUCUGAAUAAAAAUUCACUGGAGAAGUUAGCUGAUCAAGACGUUCCACUUACAUCAGAAGGCAUUCUUUAUGUACUAGAAAAUCAAAUUAAAUCACAAUUUCAUGAUAAAAGAACGUCAUUGCCUGAAAUAAAAACAAAUUUAAAAGAUGCUUCUAUUUCUCAGAAUGGAUUUCAAUUAUUUUUCAGUCGUUUACGUUCAUCUAAAUUAGAUAAGAUUUUAAACGUUCAACAGCAACAAGAACGGUCUCAUAAAUCUUUUUAUAUUGAAAAAGAUAGUCAGUGCGAUUUUAAUUCAUUCAUUCAUCAAAGUCCCGGUAUUCGUGAAAUCUCUGUCCCUUUAAAAUGUUUGUGUGUAAAUGAUUCAGAUGAAGUUUGUGAAUGCGCUCGAACUACUGUUAAUGUUCAACGACAACUUUUACAGUAUAAGUGCCAGCUUUCUGAAAUGACAAAAAAAAUCAAACAACUUGAACUAUCUGAAGACGCCCAUCGACACGCAUUAAAAGAACAAUACGAAAGAAACAAACACAUGUCUGUUCAACUGACUGGAAUUCUCCCAUACACAUCUGAAGAAUUAUUGAACUCUCCAAAUUGUGCAUUAUCUUCUCAGUGUUCACCAACAGUAAGGAAUUCACUCAAAAAAUUCGAUUCUAGAAAAAAUAAAUCAACAAUUUCACAAACAUUAUCCUCUACAGAAUCGUUUCAUAAUUUAUUAUUAUGGUUUCAUAAAAUUUUAAAAGCAAUUUCAAUUUCAUUGAAAAGUUUAUCCUCGUCUGAUAAUCAAUUAAUAUUUGAUCAAGAUAAAAAUAGUUAUAAUGUCAUGGAAUCUAUACACCCUAAAUCGAAAUCUCCAACAUAUAUUAAAAUGUCUACUGGUAAUUCUAUGUCGGAAUGUUUAACACUAUACAAUGAAUCAAAUCGAUGUCAAUAUGAUAAAAAUGCUUCAAUAGAUGGAAUUAAUAAAUUACGUGAUGUUUCAAAUAAAGAACAAAUUAGUUUGGCUACAAAACGAAAAAUAAGUUUGAAAAGCGUUAAGUCUACAUGCACUUCUAUGCUAUCACAAUUAGACGAUCUAACUAUAAGUGAUAAACUUAUUACUUCAGAUAAUCACAUAAAGGGAAUAAAUGAUGAACCGAUUGUACAAAAUCAAACAGUUUAUCCACGUAAAAUUUCCAGAUCAUCUUCUAUUCAUGCAAAACAACUUAAGUCUCGAUGUCGAUCAAUGGAACAUGUUUCAUCGCCGAAAUUUUCUGAGGAUGAAAAUAUAAAUACCACGUUACUGUAUCAGCUUUUACUUCAGAUGAAAAAUGUUGCAGAACUUAUUGAGAAACAAAACCUAAUAUGUGAUAAACGUGUUCGCCGUUCAUCUUCGGUCGUUACAUGAAAUUAUUAACAAGCAAUUCAGUUGGUUUCCUUCUCUAAUGAAAACCGAUUAACAAGUAGUUCCCCAUUACUUAACUUCUGCAAGACUUUAUGUAUAUCACUUCAUUAUUUGCUAAUAAAUGUGUUCCUUAUUCUUGACUCACUUAGUCCUAAACAUUUUUUGCAUGAUUCUCAUAUUUGCAAUUGACUUUACAUUUUAUCAUUUAUUCUUGCAGAUUUGAUUCUCUUAUGUAGAAGUGAUUUUAGCAUGUAUUUUUAUAUUAUUCCACAUGUUAAUUUCAUUAAGAUGGUAUUCAAUCCCUUAAGAUGAUAUGGUAAUUCAGUGGUGAAUGUAUUACUUCACGAAUCUACAAUUUAUUGACAUUUCGCGUGCAUGUGCAAAUUCUAAAUAUGUGCAUCUACUGAAUACUUUUAAGUAGUAUAUAGUUAUUUAGAACAAAACAUGUACAGGUUCGUACACUAUUUUAAAUCAGUACAGUAAAAGGAAGUGACUAAGAGGAAGAAUAACAGUAGCGGAAAAAAUAGGAAGAGGAGGAAUUACUGGAUAAUUCUAAAUUUCGUGGAAUCACUUUAACACAGUAAGAAUAUAACGGACGAUUCAACUGAUCAACGUCAAGAAAAUCAUUAACAAUUAUGUGCAAUAAACAGGCAACUCAGAAAAAAGAUACAAAUUAUUAUUGAAAACUCUGAAACAAACUUCGUCAGGUGGAAAUAUCGAUAACUGCCUGAUCAUAGAUUAAAUACUUCAAAAUCUGGAUCUUCAUUAAUUUGUGUAUUCCGAGAUUUGUACGAAAUGAUUAUGUACAAAUAUUUCUAAAUUGUUUGAGGAAAUGAUGGUUGACGCUUCAUAAUUUCUUGCUUUAAAACCAUCAUGAUGUUAACUUCAAUGCGAUCAUCUUCAUAAUAAAUUAUCUAGAAUAAAGUACUGAUCACAUACACAUAAUAAUCCUUUUUAGUAAUAAUUGCUUUAAAUAAUUCAGCCCACACAAAUUUCAUUACAUCUUAUAAUUCUAACCAAAAUAAACCUCACUAUGGACUGAUG